UUUAGCGAAGAAAAAAGACUUACAGUUUUGAAUGAAGUAAAAAGUUUGGCAAACCUGGACUCAGAUUUUGUGGUUAAAUACUAUCAGUCAUGGAUUGAAUGCAAUUAUCUCUACAUUCAGAUGGAAUUUUGUUCACUAAAUCUGACAACAAUUCUUAAGAACAAAGCCAUUGUAUUCGGGAGACAACACGAAGAUAAGAUGAAUAGUGUGUUUGAAUAUUUCAUUUCGUGUGAAAUAUUCAAAGAACUGUUAGAAUGCGUUCAAUAUUUACAUGAAUCUAAACCCCCAGUCAUUCAUCGGGAUCUCAAACCCGACAAUAUAUUAAUUGAUCCCAACUUCAGAUCCAAUUGUUUUAUAAAAUUAUGUGACUUUGGUUUAGCCAAAGAGAUCAACACAAAUGUUACUGCGAGUAACUCAGUUGUGGGCACUUCUAGAUAUAUGGCACCCGAAGUAUUUAGUGGUAAAUAUAACCACAAAUCAGAUAUUUAUAGUUUGAAUAUAAUCGGCGGACAAUUGUUUGAUAUCGAUCUACAGCUCGCAAUCAUU
Medioppia subpectinata is the source of this 546-nucleotide messenger RNA. The record is from the annotation of a GenBank genome assembly. NCBI's taxonomy places the organism in Eukaryota, Metazoa, Arthropoda, Arachnida, Sarcoptiformes, Oppiidae.